AUGCAAUCUUUCGCAGCAGAUUCGUCUGCGCACGAGGCGAUGCACGGUCACCCAGUAGACCAACUGAACUCAAAGCUAUGGGAUUAUCAUUCUCCAGUCUGGGAUGUUUUCAGAUCUCAAGUUCAGCAGUUGAAGCUCUCCUUGAGCACGGUGCAGGUUGAGGAGAGGUAUAAGCAAUUGUGGGACCAGAGUGCGGAUAGGUAUGAUUCGUUCGAACGAGCGAGUGGCUCAGUUCUCACCAGAAUCGGUUGUGGGGUUUUCGCCAGGUUGUGCGAUAUAACGACCCCGAAGACUUAUCUCACGUUCGCCCAGCAACCGGCGCGGGGAAGUCUACUCUCAUCAACGCUUUACUCGGUUGUCAGGGUUCUCUCUUCCCUAUCUAUGAUUACCAUCUGGCUUAAACCAUCUUUACUUCUACAAGGUGAUAUCCUUCCGGUCAAGGGUAAUCGUGCCGGCACCGCGACUGUCACCGAAAUCUCGUAUCACUCCAAAGCGACCUACGAAGCGGACGUCAGUAUUGUCGACGUCGCUCGCUGGACAGAGGAACUUUCCAAGGUACGAAGUGAUAUAACCAACCCAACUGAUGGCACCAUGGACGUCCUCCUGGACUCGAAAGGCGACGUGGCGGUCGCUUUGUCUAAGUUCAAAUCCGUGUACCCCGAGAUGUCUCUGGAAGAGUUCUUUAAAAUGACAGAUGAGGAGGUUAUAGCCUCGGAUCCCACCGUCCAAUCUCUGCUCGGAACAAUCCAAUAUUUCACCGCUCCGGACCCCCAAUCGCUAGCCGCCCAGAUAAACCCCUACAUCGACUCCCAAGAAAUACACACCCGCAAACCCCCCAAACGUCAAAAACUCUCUCACAACCCCUCCUCUUCCACCGCGACCAACGGAGCUCGAGCCUUCUGGCCCCUCGUCUCUGGGGUACAAAUGAAGUGUAAAUCGGAGGCGUUGCAGUCUGGUGUCGUACUUGUGGAUCUGCCUGGAUUUUGGGACUCGAAUGCGGCGAGGGAGAGUGUGGCGAGGGAGUACUCGAAGGCGGAUGUUUUGUGGAUCGUGGCGCCGAUGCAGAGAGCGGUGGAUGAUAAAUUGGCCAGGGACUUUCUGGGUGAUGCGUUCAAGACUCAGAUGAAAAAUGGCAAGUAUGAACCCGAGAAACUAGCCAUUAUCGCGACCAAGUGUGAUGAUAUUUCGAACUACAAUAUGCGAAGUACCCACGACUGCGAUAAUGACGAUGAAUUCGACGAUAUCGACCAGCGAUUGCAGGAGUGUAGGGAAACUCUCGCGGACCUUGAAGAGAAGCGCUUAACAGCUUCGCGUGCGGAGAAAGGGGAGAUAAUGGAACGGAUUGAGGAGGUGAGAAACGAGCAGCAGAGAGCUCUUCGCGACGAGCGUGCGCUUUGCUCGAAGAAGCGCUCGCAGAGCGCCUGCGCCGAUCUUCAAGCACAAUUUCGCGAAGGCAUCCUCAAGUCUCGCACGUCGAUGAAAGGUCAGGACGAAGAGGACGACGAGGAUAUCCAAGAACUCGACGUCUUCACUUGUUCUUCCACAGACUAUCUACUUUUGCGCCAAGGAGACCCGACACGUCCCCCAAACUGCUUCACCAACCCAGCCGACACAGGGAUCCCCUCCCUCCUCGCCUCAUGCCACAACCUCACCCUCGCCUCUCGGACAGUCCAAGCCGAAACCUACAUCCAUGAUUUUACGACGUGGAUACAGGAAAUUGAGGACCAUUUUCGUCAUGCAUUGGCUGGGGGGACCGCGGAUAAGAGUUUGGUGGAGAUGAAGGAGAGGUGGGAUUCGGGGCCUGAGUUGGACCCUCAGAGUCAAAACAAAGCUGAUCUCGAUGUCAGCGAGGUAAACGGUGGGAUCGCGCGUUUAUUGAGGCAGAACUUCGAGAAGAUCACGCUUUGGGUGGACCUGAGUGUCAGGGAGCGGUUUGAGAACUGCUUGGGCGCUGAUUGCGAGCUUGGCGAAAAGCUGGCCAUAAAGCAGGCACCAGAGGAACUGGAAAAAUUCUUCACUCUGCCUUGGCAGACACUCCGUGCAGCUUUUCGCCGACAUGGAGUCAUCAACUCCACGAACUUCAACACCGCUCUCAUGGAGCCCUUCAAGCAACAAAUUUCCACCCCCUGGGGCAAAACCUUCCAACACAACAAAAAACUACCCAUAUUCGACAUCUUCCGAGCCAGCGUCGCCGAACACAUCGAUACCGUACUGAACGCAGUCGAGCAUUCUUCCCCUGCCGGCUCGAACACUCGCAAACUGUUGAAGGAGAAGAAGGAUGUCUGUCGGGAUUUGGUGCAUACGGCUCUGGUCACUGCGGAGACUGAGGCCCGAAUGGCUGUGUACAAUGGUCAGCGCGAUAUAUCGCAUACGUUGAUUGGGAGGAGUGUGAAGCGGGGGCUUGAGGAAGGGUAUAAUGGUGCGGCUGCUAUCAAUGGUAAAGGAAGUGUGACUUCACGACGGGAGUUCUUCAAGAAGUAUUUCGAUGAGCAUUACGAGCAGAUAAUAAAGGAAACGGCAGCGGAGGUACUCUUUAAGGCCAUGUCCCUCGUGAAGCAGAUGGUCGUCAUUCUGGAACGAAAACUCGCAGAGCUAGCUUGGACAAUCGAGCUACGGUAUGCCAGUCUAUGGGCCACAGUACCCGACACACAUGCUCAGCUCCGUGCGCGGGCUGCGGUGAAGAGGCUCUGUGAAGAGUUGAGAACGAAGAUAGAACGUUAUGUGGACAAUGGAAUAUCAGCUACAGGUGUUAAGCCUGAGAGAAACGCCAACGUCGUCGGAUAA
Molecule: messenger RNA, 2784 nt
Organism: Stereum hirsutum FP-91666 SS1
Lineage: Eukaryota; Fungi; Basidiomycota; Agaricomycetes; Russulales; Stereaceae
Exons: 18
Coding region: 1-2784 (927 amino acids)
Source: RefSeq, a predicted model, not a curated record